Messenger RNA from Didymodactylos carnosus, 2631 nucleotides. NCBI's taxonomy places the organism in Eukaryota, Metazoa, Rotifera, Eurotatoria, Philodinida, Philodinidae. The record is from the annotation of a GenBank genome assembly.
UAUCAUUCUUUUAGUUUCAUUCCAACUAUUAGGUGAAGCAAGGUGAUUUUUACACCUGUAUACCAUCUAAUUUCCUUGCUUGCAUUUUUUUUUUGUAAUAUUCACUGUUCUCAAGUACGUUAGCUAUCUCAAUCAAUUUAUCAAAAUUAUCAAUUCUGUGACGCAAUGACAGCAACAAUUUCAACAAUAACUAUUGUAGUUAUUAUUGGAACUGCAUCUUUAUUAGUUGGUUUAGCACUUGCUCUAGGUUUAGGUAUCGGACGUACACCGGGAAUCAAUAGUAACUUAACACUAUAUACAACAACAUUAAGUACAACUACAACAACAACAUCGACUACAACUACAACAACAUUGAGUACCACUACAAUAAGCAUAGUUGUGCGAACUGUCCCAUCAGAAUUAAGCGAUUUGUCGUGUAAUUCAACUGUUGGUUGUGGGUGUCAAACUCAACAGCCUGUAUUUGAAAAUUUUACAUCAGCAUCUCGUCGAAGAAAAAGAGUUGUUGGUGGCACAUCGAUUUUAUUACGAUUCACAUGGCCAUGGAUGAUGCUGAUCGGCACCUCAGCCGCAUGGAAGUGUACAGGUGUCCUAAUAGGUUCCUCAACUGUUCUUACAACGGCUAGCUGUCUAUACCAAAACCAACUUGUUUCAUCAACGAAUGUCAUCGUGGAGUAUGGUAAAACGAAUGCGACUACGUAUGGUACAACAACAACACGAAUUGCAGUUGAGGAUAUUGUGUUUCAUCCAAAUUUCACCACCACCACAACAGACGACCUUAAAUUAAAUGAUAUUGCUAUACUAACUUUAGCAUCUGAUGUACCCAGCACCUAUCCAUAUAUAUGUUUAUCCUCAACGACGAUAACAUCCACAGAACCAGCUGUUCUUACUGGGUAUGGCUCAUCCGACAGUUUAGACACAGAUAGUGGACAACUGAGACAGACGAUACUUCAAACCGAUCCAGCCUGUUCGUUAGCUAGUACAUAUGAUGAUAUUGAUUUAGGCGCGAUGUUAUGUGCCGGAUAUUCGGAUGGACUUCAGGAUGCCUGUACUAGUGACAACGGUGCUCCAUUGAUGAUGUACGAUUCAACAUCUGAAAUCUGGAACCUAAUUGGACUAGUAUCUACACCUGCGUGUGGUGGCAGUCCUUCGACAAUUUAUACAAGAAUAUCAAGCUACACGGAUUGGAUAGCUGACGAAACAGCUGUGCCGACUACAACAACAUCGACUACAACUACCACUACAAUAAGCAUACUUGUGCGAACUGUCCCAUCAGAAUUAAGAGAUUUAUCGUGUGAUUCAACUGUUGGUUGUGGAUGUCAAACCCAACAACCGGUAUUUGCAAAUUUUACAUCAGCAGCAAGUCGUCGAAGAAAAAGAGUUGUUGGCGGUACAUCGGUUUUGACACGAUUGACAUGGCCAUGGAUGAUGCUGAUCGGCACCUCAGCCGCAUGGAAGUGUACAGGUGUCCUGACAGGUUCCUCAACUGUUCUUACAACGGCUAGCUGUCUAUACCAAAACCAACUUGUUUCAUCAACAAACACCAUCGUGGAAUAUGGUAAAACGGACGCGACUACGUAUGGUACAACAACAACACGAAUUGCAGUUGAGGAUAUUGUGUUUCAUCCAAAUUUCACCACCACCACAACAGAUGACCUUAAAUUAAAUGAUAUUGCUAUACUAACUUUAGCAUCUGAUGUACUCAGCACAUAUCCAUAUAUAUGUUUACCCUCAACGGCAGUAACAACCAAAGAAUCAGCUGUUCUUACUGGGUAUGGCUCAUCCAACACAUCAGACAUAGAUAGGGGACAACUGAGACAGACGAUACUUCAAACCGAUCCAGCCUGUUCGUUAGCUGGUACAUAUGAUGAUGUUGAUCUAGGCGCGAUGUUAUGUGCGGGAUAUUCGGAUGGACUUCAGGAUGCCUGUAGUGGCGACGAAGGUGCUCCCUUGAUGAUGUACGAUUCAACAUCUGAAAUCUGGAACCUAAUUGGACUAGUAUCUACACCUGCGUGUGGUGGCAGUCCUUCGACAAUUUAUACAAGAAUAUCAAGCUACACGGAUUGGAUAGCUGACGAAACAGCUGUAUCGACAACAACAACAACAACAACAACGACAACAACGACAACGACAACAACAACAACCACAGCAAAUGUCUGCCUCGAUAGCAAUGCUUUAGUAAUAGGCCUGAAUACACUCAAUCUAACAGCUCCUCAAGGUUACACAUUUUAUUCCUAUGUGUAUACUGCAGCGGCUGGAGGUACAUUAGGAUCAUUAAUUUUCAGCUUAAGAAACGAUCCGGCCUUCUGGUUUUUGGAUGAUGUUUCAGUAAAAUCAGUUUCGACUUCAGCAGAACUGUUAACAAAUGGUGGUUUCGAAUCAGGUUCAUUGACCCCCUGGAUAUAUUGCAAUCGUGUAACUGGCUCAACCACUAGCCAAGUCGCAACGGGUAAUCAACAUACUGGUACAUACUAUUACAAGGGUGGUUCAACUAGUACUUACGAUUAUCUCUCUCAAAAAGUGACAAUGAUCAGUGGUAGUCAGUAUAACAUUAGCUUUUGGUUGUCAUCUGGUUCUGGUGCUGCUGUAUACACGAGUGGAACUGUACUAGCACAAGUGACAUUACAAUUUUGA